Salarias fasciatus (jewelled blenny) is the source of this 552-nucleotide messenger RNA. Its product is annotated as pleckstrin homology domain-containing family A member 5-like. The record is from RefSeq and is a predicted model, not a curated record. Bases 1 to 552 code for a protein of 183 amino acids. Gene Ontology annotation, molecular function: protein binding. NCBI's taxonomy places the organism in Eukaryota, Metazoa, Chordata, Actinopteri, Blenniiformes, Blenniidae. The transcript has 4 exons.
AUGGCCGGGAAUCGAACCCGGGUCAACUGCUUGGAAGGCAGCUAUGCUCACCACUAUACCACCAUCGCUGUGUUCUUGGUGCAUAAUGGUGCUGCUGAGGAAGCAGGUCUGAUGGUGGGAGAUUACGUCCUGGCUGUGAAUGGGAUCGAUGUGACCAGCAUUCCUCACUCCGAGGCCGCUGAUUUAGCCCGACAAGGUCCAGACAUCCUGACUCUGACCAUCGGCUCGGACAUCGCCCGGGGUCCCAACACGCCCCGUCCUGCAUGUCGGGGUUACCUCCACAAGCGGACGCAGAGCGGCCUCAUCAAAGGCUGGAGGAAGAGGUGGUUUGUUCUCAGACACGACUGCUGCCUUUACUACUACAGACACAAGCGGGACGAGGGCAGACGGCGGGCUCUGUCCGUGGUGAAGCUGGAGGGGGCCGAGGUGGGGGCGGACACCUCUCUGGGGAAACCUUUCGUCUUCAGGUGUCGGCCUCAGUCUGGUCAGCGAGUGUUUUUCUUCUGCGCCACCUCCAACCAGGAAAUGAAGCGGUCAGUAAACCACAUCUGA